Messenger RNA from Lactuca saligna, 462 nucleotides. Lineage: Eukaryota; Viridiplantae; Streptophyta; Magnoliopsida; Asterales; Asteraceae. The record is from the annotation of a GenBank genome assembly.
AUGGGCCACAUAGAAGAAGUGUGUAAGAGCAAUUUAGGCAAUCUUGCAGAGGAACCAAUUUCUGAAGAUAUUGAUGGACAACAAAGUGUAAGACUCGAUGAAUUUGAAGCAUUUACAGAUGAUUAUUCAACUUAUGCUGAAUUUGAUGCUGAGUACAGUGUACCGAAUGGUGAAGACAAUCAAGUAGAAAUGGAAAUUCUAGAGGGCAUGGUAAGUGAUGAUAGUGGAGAUGCUUUCUAUAGUGAGAAUGAAGAUGGUUUUGAUUAUAGUGCAGAUGAUUCUGAUGAUAGUGACUACAUUGUACAUGAGUCUAACAUGCAAUUUGAUGUGGAUGUAGACAUGAGUGAAUUCCAAAGUCAUGUGGAUGUAGAUGAACAUGGAAUUUUAAAGAAGCAAACUGAAAGUAUAGGUAAUGACAUAGUUGAUGAAGAGUUGGAAGUUAUUCAAAGCGAUGAUUAUUAG